Nicotiana attenuata is the source of this 1696-nucleotide messenger RNA. RefSeq names its product histidinol-phosphate aminotransferase, chloroplastic. Gene Ontology annotation, molecular function: pyridoxal phosphate binding; L-histidinol-phosphate:2-oxoglutarate transaminase activity. The transcript has 11 exons. The coding region runs from base 195 to 1436 and encodes 413 amino acids. Lineage: Eukaryota; Viridiplantae; Streptophyta; Magnoliopsida; Solanales; Solanaceae. The record is from RefSeq and is a predicted model, not a curated record. Gene Ontology annotation, biological process: L-histidine biosynthetic process.
CCACAAGAACUGAAAUUCAGGACGCUAUCCUGAGUUUGAUCUUGCAAGACUAUCCUGAAGUUUGUAACAAAAGAAUUGAACUGAAGAAGCAGUGGCUACCCAAAUUCAACUCACGCGCACUCUUUGUCCAAGUCAGACACCACUCUCUCCGCCGCCGGCGAAUAAAGUUUGCAGGGAAUAAAAAGUUUCAAUUGAUGGGUGUAAUUGAAUUAUGCAACACUUCAUCUAUUUGCAUUGGUAGAGCAAAACCCAGUUGUUGUUCAAUUGAAAGAAAUCAGAGGAGGAGAAUCAUUUGCAUGGCCUCCUCAGUGCCAGUGCAAGAAGAGAGUCAGCAGAAACAACGUGUGACUGGGGAUGCUUUUAUCCGGCCCCAUCUUCUUAAAUUGUCACCUUAUCAGCCCAUUUUGCCUUUUGAGGUGUUAUCCACUCGUCUUGGUAGAAAGCCGGAGGACAUUGUGAAAUUAGAUGCUAACGAGAAUCCAUAUGGCCCUCCUCCAGAGGUAAUCGAGGCUUUGGGCGCUAUGAAAUUUCCAUAUAUUUAUCCUGAUCCUGAAAGCCGUACCUUGCGUGCUGCCCUUGCUGAAGAUUCUGGCCUUGAAUCUGAGUAUAUUCUUGCAGGGUGCGGUGCAGAUGAACUCAUUGAUUUGAUAAUGCGGUGCGUAUUGGAUCCUGGCGACAUGAUUGUUGACUGCCCACCCACUUUCACAAUGUAUGAAUUUGAUGCAGCUGUAAAUGGUGCACAUGUCAUCAAAGUGCCUAGGAACCCAGACUUUAGCCUGGAUGUAGAACGGAUUGCCGAAGUGGUUGAACAUGAGAAACCAAAGUGCAUAUUUCUGACAUCGCCUAAUAAUCCUGAUGGGAGUAUAAUUGAUGAUGAAACGUUGUUGAAAAUACUUGAUCUGCCCAUAUUGGUUAUACUGGAUGAAGCAUAUGUUGAGUUUUCUGGAAUGGAGUCUAAGAUGAAGUGGGUGAAGAAGCAUGAGAAUCUAAUUGUUCUUCGCACAUUCAGCAAAAGAGCUGGCUUAGCUGGACUCAGAGUAGGGUAUGGAGCUUUUCCAAAGAGUAUUAUUGAAUUCCUUUGGCGAGCAAAGCAACCAUAUAAUGUGUCUGUUGCUGCUGAAGUUGCUGCAUGUGCUGCACUAAAGAAUCCUGCUUAUCUGGAGAAUGUGAAAGUGGCACUGGUGCAAGAGAGGGAGAGGCUCUUUAAUCUCUUGAAAGAAGUCCCAUUUCUUGAUCCAUACCCUAGCUAUUCUAAUUUCAUUCUCUGUAAGGUUACGUCUGGAAUGGAUGCUAAGAAAUUGAAGGAAGAUCUUGCGACAAUGGGAGUGAUGAUCCGUCACUACAAUAGCAAAGAACUGAAAGGAUACGUUCGUGUGUCUGUAGGCAAGCCUGAGCACACAGAGGCUUUAAUGAAAUGCCUCAAGCACUUCUAUUGAUCUUGCGACGAAAUCUGAUGUGUCUUAUGUCCUCUCAAGAUGAAGACUAAGUGGGAGUUACUCUUUGCUAUUUGUGCUAACUGCAAACAAGUCAUUCUUCUGAAUUCAAUUCUUCAUAUGUUGGAGGAGUUAUAGAGUGAUCUUGACUCUCAAGUACACAUUAUGUUGGAAAUUGCCAGGCGCACUGAUAAGUGCAUUUGUGUAUUAUUGUACCUUUUGCCCCCCUGUUUGCAAAAGAUCUGAAUUACACUUGUUUUUUA